CCCUCUUCGCGCCUCCAAAUGCGGAAGUUGCUCUAAACUGCUUCCACCCGGUCACAGUGAUCUCCACGCCAAACAAGACACCAACACGCUGCAAAUAAUCCUCUUACGCAGUUCACUAACGACAUUUAACCCAUCGACAUGCAUAUUAAAACAGGUACCUUGGAGUCAAAUCAUGCAGUGUGUGAGUCGGACACGCUGUGCGACCCUGCUGUCCUCGUGUCUCCUCCUCAAACCGAGCCACACAUCCGGAACAGGCGUCUCUCCCCUGGCUCUGGCAGUUGUGGUGGAGGUGGCGGUGGCUGUGCUGCCCGAGUCGACACACUUUCCCCUCAUCAGUCAUCAAACAGCCCUCAUCGUGAAGGACCUUCACAUGGAACUGGUCACACACAACCCUUGAACAGAGAGCACAGGGCUCAGAACAGAGGCAGAGGUCCUCGUCGUGAGGGAGCCGGUCAAAAACUCCAGAAAUCCUCUCAGGCACAGAAGGACAAGUGGAUGGGAGAGACGCUGUCGUCUCUUAGACCUCCGCCCGCUUUCCCGGUGAAGGACAGCCCUGCCAAGCUGCAGCCGGCGGUCAGUUACGCCUCCAAGGUGAAGGCGGGCGGACAAUUUGGGGGCAUGGCUGAAGAGCCACCUGGCAUUGGGGCACUUCUGCAGAAUCAGUGGGGACUCAGCUUUAUUACCAACGGGCCGGUGAUGGAGAACACCACUUCAGUUGCUGAAGAGGACACAGAGCAGAGUCCAUCUGCAACUGUUCACCACCUUGCUGAAGAAACGGUUUCUGAAAAAUUUGUGGCUUUGCCAAGCAAGUGCUCCAUGGAGCCCGACGAUUCUGCGCAGCUGCUGCUCACCUGUCGCCAUCUAAUGGAAGCUGUGCAGUAUCAUACACAUGAAUGGAGUGCAGUCUUCAGGAAACAGAAAGAAGAUCCGGUGAAGGUCGUGUGGUACACAGACUCGUCGUAGCAGCUUGCACGGCACACUCCAGCUAACUAGCUCACCCACUCGUACUCCAUACACACUUUCAUACUCUCUCUAGCACACUUAAAAUCACACACACACACACUCUCCCUACUCUUUGCACUCAUCUUCACCCCAAAUUCCCCAUCCCCGUGUUGAAGAAAAAACGUCUCCGAUGCAUGGAUGCCUUAAAACUUAACAUGUUGUGUGGAGACCUUUCCACUCAUCCUUUAUUUUAUCAUGGUGGAGAACACUGUUUACUUUUUAUAGAAUAUCUUUGUAAAGAUCUGGCUAUUUUAUUGUACCGGGGCAAAACAUUACUGUACUGUAGCUUAUUUGCCCUUUUUUUUUUUUUUUUUCCUUCUUCUUUCCUCUCCUUUCUCCCUCAUCAUAAAGUGCUCCUGUACUCACAGUAAAGACCGCCAUCUCUCUGGAACCUUAUUUUAGGACCCCAUUUUUUUCUUUCUUUUUUUUGCGCGUAUGUCCCAAUCCCUAUCAUGUCUCUUAUAUGGGCGGCAUCUACAUGAGCACAGUUUUUCAGCAUCACUGCUCUAAUUUUCUGUUCUUAGUGCUGUUUUUAAAAUAUUUCCACCCUAACUUGAAUGUAAAAUGUACAAUAGAGAUCUUUUUAAUGGGGCACUGGAAGAGAUUUAAGUGAAGUGUUGCAGAAUAAAAAGCAAAGUAUAAACCAUUGUCUAUUUUUUAUUAUUGCUACCAUGCGGAGAAACUAGAAACGUACUUACCGGGAAAAAAGGGGGGGGGGACUCAGGUUAUCUUGUUACCUUUGCUUUUGAACCUUGUGUUUACUAAAAUGUUAUUAAAAUUGUUUACAGUUACUUCAGUUUUAGGAUUUCCAUGUGUGUCGCUGCUGAAGUUGGCAUUUUAAGUGGGCAAUCACCUUAACGACAAAAAAGGAAAGAUUUUAUUUAAAUGUAGAAGUGACGUGUUCUGUACAUGGCUCUGUAACAUGUCUUGUUAAAGCUACUGGAUGUCUGCUUUUUUUUUUUUUCUUUUCUUUUUUCUUUUUCCAAGCUUAACCUCUCCAGUGUAACAUUUCUAUACCUAGGUUUAAUGAAUCUUGGGUUACGUUCUGUCGCGAGAUGUUGUGCACGAGCACGACUCCAGGCAGAACGCUGUUUGUCUUUGUUUUACUUGGACAUGCGAGAUGUUCUCAAAUGUAUCGGUUUACAUACUAAAUCCAUCUAAAUGUUCAAUAACAAUAAUCUCCAAAGCAACAAGGUUUCCUUAAAGGUCUAAAGUUGAAUAAUACAACUGCAACUCUAAAAUGUUCUGAAUUGGUUAUUUGUUGAUGACUCAAUUGGGAAGAAAAUAAACUCAGGAACUGCAAAUCA
Messenger RNA from Tachysurus fulvidraco (yellow catfish), 2309 nucleotides. RefSeq lists its product as uncharacterized. Gene Ontology annotation, cellular component: cytoplasmic stress granule; nucleoplasm. The transcript is spliced from 4 exons. NCBI's taxonomy places the organism in Eukaryota, Metazoa, Chordata, Actinopteri, Siluriformes, Bagridae. The coding region runs from base 139 to 963 and encodes 274 amino acids. The record is from RefSeq and is a predicted model, not a curated record. Gene Ontology annotation, molecular function: RNA binding.